Molecule: messenger RNA, 5077 nt
Organism: Callorhinus ursinus (northern fur seal)
Lineage: Eukaryota; Metazoa; Chordata; Mammalia; Carnivora; Otariidae
Source: RefSeq, a predicted model, not a curated record
CACAAGAAUGUGAUACAGGCUCGACGGCCGCCAUUUUCUUUCUUUCUUAGCAGUUGGCUGAGGGAAGGUCUCUGCGAAGAAGCGGCAGCGGCCACUAUAGCGUAGACAUGGCAGACUACUCAACAGUGCCUCCACCUUCUUCUGGUUCAGCUGGUGGUGGAGGCGGCGGCGGUGGUGGUGGAGGAGUUAACGAUGCUUUCAAAGAUGCGCUGCAGAGAGCACGGCAGAUUGCAGCAAAAAUUGGAGGUGAUGCUGGUACAUCACUGAAUUCAAAUGACUAUGGUUAUGGGGGACAAAAAAGACCUUUGGAAGAUGGAGAUGGCUCUUGGACAAGUCCGAGCAGUACAACACACUGGGAGGGAAUGCCCUCUCCUUUUAAAGAUCAACCAGAUGCUAAGAAAGUUGCUCCUCAAAAUGACUCUUUUGGAACACAGUUACCACCGAUGCAUCAGCAGCAAAGGUCUGUAAUGACAGAAGAAUACAAAGUUCCAGAUGGAAUGGUUGGAUUUAUAAUUGGCAGAGGUGGUGAACAGAUCUCACGCAUACAACAAGAAUCUGGAUGCAAAAUACAGAUAGCUCCUGACAGUGGUGGCCUUCCAGAAAGAUCUUGUAUGCUAACGGGAACACCUGAAUCUGUCCAAUCAGCAAAACGGUUAUUGGACCAGAUUGUUGAAAAAGGAAGACCAGCCCCUGGCUUCCACCAUGGUGAUGGACCAGGAAAUGCAGUUCAAGAAAUCAUGAUUCCAGCUAGCAAAGCAGGAUUAGUUAUUGGAAAGGGGGGAGAAACUAUUAAACAACUUCAGGAGCGGGCUGGAGUUAAAAUGGUUAUGAUUCAAGAUGGACCUCAGAACACUGGUGCUGACAAACCUCUUAGGAUUACAGGAGACCCAUACAAAGUUCAGCAAGCCAAGGAAAUGGUGUUAGAGUUAAUUCGUGAUCAAGGUGGUUUCAGAGAAGUUCGAAAUGAGUAUGGGUCAAGAAUAGGAGGAAAUGAAGGGAUAGACGUCCCCAUUCCAAGAUUUGCUGUUGGCAUUGUAAUAGGAAGAAAUGGAGAGAUGAUAAAAAAAAUACAAAAUGAUGCUGGUGUUCGAAUUCAGUUUAAGCCAGAUGAUGGAACAACACCUGAUAGAAUAGCGCAAAUAACGGGACCUCCAGACCGAUGUCAACAUGCUGCAGAAAUUAUUACAGACCUUCUUCGAAGUGUUCAGGCUGGUAAUCCUGGUGGACCUGGACCUGGUGGUCGAGGAAGAGGUAGAGGUCAAGGCAACUGGAACAUGGGACCACCUGGUGGACUACAGGAAUUUAAUUUCAUUGUACCAACUGGGAAAACUGGAUUAAUAAUAGGAAAAGGAGGUGAAACCAUAAAAAGCAUAAGCCAGCAGUCUGGUGCAAGAAUAGAACUUCAGAGAAAUCCUCCACCUAAUGCAGAUCCUAAUAUGAAAUUAUUUACAAUCCGUGGCACUCCACAGCAAAUAGACUAUGCGCGGCAACUUAUAGAAGAAAAGAUUGGUGGCCCAGUAAAUCCUUUAGGGCCGCCUGUACCCCAUGGGCCCCAUGGUGUCCCAGGUCCCCAUGGGCCUCCUGGGCCUCCAGGGCCUGGAACUCCAAUGGGACCAUACAACCCUGCACCUUAUAAUCCAGGACCACCCGGCCCUGCUCCUCAUGGUCCUCCAGCUCCUUAUGCUCCCCAGGGGUGGGGAAAUGCAUAUCCACACUGGCAGCAACAGGCCCCUCCUGAUCCAGCUAAGGCAGGAACGGAUCCAAAUUCAGCAGCUUGGGCUGCCUAUUAUGCUCACUAUUAUCAACAGCAAGCACAGCCACCACCUGCAGCUCCUGCUGGUGCACCAACUACAACCCAAACCAAUGGACAAGGAGAUCAGCAGAAUCCAGCUCCAGCUGGACAGGUUGAUUAUACCAAGGCUUGGGAAGAGUAUUACAAGAAAAUGGGUCAACAAGGGCAGACACAAGAUUAUUCAAAAGCUUGGGAGGAAUAUUACAAGAAGCAAGGUCAAGCAGUUCCUGCUCCUACUGGUGCUCCACCAGGUGGUCAGCCAGAUUAUAGUGCAGCCUGGGCUGAGUACUAUAGACAACAAGCAGCGUACUAUGCCCAGACAAGUCCCCAGGGAAUGCCACAGCAUCCUCCAGCACCUCAGGGCCAAUAAUAAGAAGUGGACAAUACAGUAUUUGCUUCAUUGUGUGGGGGAAAAAAACCUUUGUUAAAUAUAUGGAUGCAGACGACUUGAUGAAGAUCUUAAUUUGUUUUUGGUUUAAAAUAGUGUUUUUUUUUUUUUUUGAAAAUGUACAAAAUAUCUAUCACUACUGAUAGGAGGUUAAUAUUUCUGUGUAGAAAUGAAAAUUGGUUUGUUUUUAGUAUUUAGUGUAGAUGUACACAUUCCAGCAAAUGUAUUUGCAACUAUUAUGUGGUCAAUGCUUUGUGAUAUAAAUGUACUUUUUCAAUGUAUACUUUCACUUUUAAAAUGCCUGUUUUGUGCUUUACAAUAAAUGAUAUGAAACCUCCUGUGUCGGUAAGUUGGAUAUGUGGGUAUUUAAAGGAUUCAUAAUUUCUUAGCAAUGAUAAAUUAAGAUACAUAUACACAAAUAUAUAAGCUUUCCCCAUGAAAUAUUAAUUGAGUUUUUAAACACUGGCAUGUUUUUUCCCCCUUGCAGUAUAGUAGUAGAUUGGAGGAUCUUUUCCAUUUAUUGUAUUUGGCUGUUUCAGCACAAGUAAUCCUGAUAUCUUCAUUUUUUUUUCCUUCUGUUUGAUUAAAACCUGCAUGUGUGUACAAUGAUCUUUUGGCAUACUUCCAUUGCAUUAACAGUGAAAUUUCCUUUUAUACAUGACCACUGUUUCAGAUCUGUACUGCUGCUAUAACAGUUAACCUUUCUGUUCUUAAUUUAAUAAUUACUUGAUUUCCAAGACUGUUUCAGCAUAACUAAUUUUAAACAGUUUUCGGAUAGUGAAUAUGAGUAGUUGAUUAAGAAGUUUUUCAUGUAAAGAAACUUUCAAUGUAUACAAUAUUAGUGUGUUUCUUUUUAAAUUUAGGGUAGAAAAGUGAAUAGUAUGCAAAAAGUAUAGCUACAGUGCAUCUACCAUUGAAACAUUAUUGGGGUAUGGAAAUGUUCAAGCUUUUUUCUUUCUUUUUUUUUUUCUUUUUGCAGUAUAGAUAAGCUUUGUUCUGUAAAUGCACAAGUCCAAUCAUUGAAUCAACUUAAAUUUUUUAUGUACUUGAAAUCACUUUAUUACUCUAUAACACUCAUGCUGAAGUUCUGAUAUUUUGUUGAAAUCCAUUGUUUACUCUUUGCAUAUUUGUUGGCUCUUUGCAUAUUAAUAUAUUAGACUACAUGCAAAUACAGUCUGUCUUGCCAUUGUCUGUUGAAGUGCAGGUUUGAUCCAGCCAGUAUAGAACUAGCUCUGUAGGGGUGAGGAGGACUGUGCUGUGUAUCAUCCUUGAUUGUGUUCCUUCAAGGAGCAUUGCACUUGCCUUCCCAGACCUUCCACCUUAGGUUCUGCUGCAAAAAGCAACAGUGCUGAAGAUGCUGCAAGCACCAAAUCAUAGCUCAUAAAAUCAGGUCCUGAGAUAGUUACCCAUAAAGAGGAAUCCUUUGAGUGUAUGCCAUUGGUGAGCCGAUGAGCAUGGACCAUAGAAGGGCUCAAUGUAGAAGGUAAAAUUGGCAAAUCAUAAUUGAGAAAUAUGAAAUGUAUUCCCAUACAUAAUAUGGUAUAGGGUGUAAUGUACCUGCUUUUGAUCACUUUUCAUUUUAAAGUGCUAUUCGCUUGAUCUUAAAUGUUCCAUGAACUGUUAAAUUUUGUAAGUUAUAUAGUUACUGCACCACAUUUAUGUGUGUGUAUGUAUUAUUUUAAUAGUCAAUGAUAGGUAUGUUAAGACUGAUAAUACAAAGGAGCUCUUUGAACCUUAAGAGCCUGUCAAGUUUUGGUUAGUUGUAGUUUGCAUUUUUAUAAAAUAUAGAUGAAUGCUAAUAGAUAAUUGGGGCAUUGUUUCUAUAUCAAGAGUUUUUUUUUAUUCAUUACCAUAAGCCUUCACUGAUACUGCAUUUUUUUAAAUGGCGCUAAUCUUAACCUUGAAAUAAAUGGAAAGCGGAAAAGGUGAGCCAGUUGACUUGAAUGCAAUGGAUGUUAGGAGUGGUAGAAACAAUGUUUAGAUUGAAAUUGAACUGAUUUAUUUUAUUUAGCACUUAAAAACUUGACAAUGUGUUUCAUUUUUUAAAGAUAUUUUAGUGUGGUGUUAUGUAGAAUUCUUAUGGUUUGAUGUUUCUUUUAGAAAUGAAAAGUAUACUUUUAUUUUUAACUAAUGAAAAUGGUUUUAAUACUAAAACUAGUGAUUUGAUACUAGUUGUUUAUAAACAUAAAAUAUUUCCUUAGACAAAUACCUUGGUAGUUAAUUCAUAAGGGUGGGUUUGGGUAGGAGUAGCAGAGUACCUUAAGAGGGAAAUAGGAAUAUAUGCAGAAGUGAUAACAUUUGUUUGAAUACUCUGCCAGGAGAACCAGCUCUAUCUGCAAACAUCUGUUGUCUAGAAUAAGGAUGUAGAAAUGAUCAAUGAGGAUGUCUUUUUAUUUUCUGAAAAUUCUGCCUCAUUUUAAAAUGUAUUUUAACAAUACUAAAGAUAAUUUUGACUCUGAAAAUAACAUUUUUUGUUUAGUCACUUGAGUUUUCUUGCCACAGUAUAAAUUUGAGGGAUUUUUUUAAAUUGGUGCUUUUAAGAAGCAAAUCCGAAGGUUUUAUUUUCUUCAAUGAUAGCCCUAUAGAAACUCUUAAAUGUAUUUGCGCAUAUAUAUAUAUAUUUUUUCUUAUGCAUGCUCGAUGCAUUUUCGUCCUGAGAAAAGUGUUCUCUACAGAAACUACCCGUGUGUAAAAAGAAGAUUGGCUUAAAAUGGCUACUGUGAUGGGAACAGUGUCUUAGGGAGAUGCAGCUUGGACUUGAGGUAAAUUGAAUACUUUACAAACUGUGGUUUAGAGUUUGCUUUAAUGACAUUGUAUGUAAAAGGGCACAUGAUUGCUGUAAUUUUGUAUUGAUUAUGGUUUCCUCAAUAAAAAAAAUAAAUGUACAUUGAUCAAUA